CGCCGCGCUGUUCCAACUUUCUCUCGCCAGAGCCUGAUAGCAGAAUUGUUUUGCUACUCAAUUCUCUCUGGAUAACUAGUUUUACUAGUUACUAAUCUCGCCGUUCUUUUUGUCUUCUCUCUACUGGCAAGAAGAUGAUUAGAACUCUUACCCGAGCCAGCCGCCGCCUUCCAGCUUCUUCGCCGAAGGCUGCCACCGCUUUCUGCUCUCCGCCCUCUAUCAUGUCUCCGUCGCUCCCCAUCCCUCUGUCGUCUUGUAUGUCGCGUAUGAAUUCUACCGACGCAUACUCGGAGCCUGAGGUGACCGAUAUGAAAGCGAGCAAGGAGUAUGAGAAAUUUGAGGAUCUCACUCAAUUGGACCCUUUGAUUGUCAGAGGACUCACCGAGCACAUGGGAUUUACAAAGAUGACCGACGUUCAACGGAAAGUCCUGCCGUAUCUUUUGAACCCCAGGACCGCGGGUUCUGACGCUGUCGUUCAGAGCCAUACCGGAACCGGUAAAACGGUGGCAUUCCUGACUCCGAUUAUCCAAGAAGUGUACGCUCAGAACAAAGCGAAACGUGACACCAGACAUAAGGUCGCAAGGCCUCAAGUUGUGAUCAUCACGCCGGCUCGCGAGCUCGCGUUCCAGAUCAAAACAGAGGUCGAAAAAAUCUGCCACGUCAUUGCUGCGGAAGACAAACUAGCGUGUCCGCGGGUUUCGGCGGUCACUGGAGGCGUGUCGGCAAAGCUAAAAUAUGAUGAAAUCUACGGCUCGAAGACCAAGGGCUGUGACAUCAUCGUCGCAACUCCAGGACGCCUCGCUGAUGACAUGAGUCAGUACCAGGACAUGUUCAGAUUCGUCAGGACGAAAGUAUAUGAUGAGGCCGAUUCUCUACUGGACCGUGGAUUUGAAAAGACCAUGAAGGAGAUCAAUACCUUGCUUAACGGAGUUGCUAAUGUCAAGCAAACGCUUAUGUUCUCUGCCACCAUUCGCGAGGACGUCAUCAACAUCGCCAAAAAUGAGAUGGGAAAGAACUUCUUGGUACUCCGGACUUCAGGGGAAGAAGCGCUUCCCGCCUACAAAAGAAUUCCUCAGACAGUCAUCCACGUGAAGCGUAUCGGUGACCAGAUGGAGCCUCUGGUCAGCUUGCUGCAACAGCGUGCAGAAGAGGUGGUGAAAGAUCCGUCCAAAGGAUACAAAGCCAUCGUCUUCAUGCGCACGGGUUUGGAGGUCAAGCAUUAUUCCGCUGUCGUUCACGAAAUUUUGAAAGAGGUUAAUCCUAUGAUGACUGUGACGAAAAUGUUAUCCCGCAUGUCUCAGUCUAAUCGUCUGAGAAAUCUGGAAGAGUUUAAAAGGGCCAAAUCGGCGGUUUUGCUCUCUACAGAUGUCCUCGCCCGCGGAAUCGACAUCAGCAAAGUCACGGAGGUAUUCCAGAUCGGCAUGGCGAGUGACUUUGAGACGUAUGUCCAUCGUACCGGACGAACCGGACGUGCAGGCAAUGACGGCGCCGGUACUGUGAUCUUGUCUCAUAGAGAGCGCAGUUUCUUCUUGGACCUUGUGAAGAACGGUGUCAAUUUCACGCAAAAGCUGGUGUACAACACCGACCCAGCACUGGCGGAAUAUAUCAACAAUAUCGCAAAGGAGGUGGUUCUCAAGGAUCAGAGAAUCCAUAAAAACAAAAUCAUCUCUACACGACGUAGAGGCCAAUCUCAACUUGAGCAGGGUGGGCUUGAUAUCGCAUCUACGAUCACUUCCUUGGUGGGAUACUACUCCUCCCGUCUGAAACUCCCAGAUCAGAUUGGUAAACUCAAGUUUUUGAAGGAGCUGAUCGAGAGUGCUGGUGAAACUUUGGGAGCGGAACAGGGAACGAUGCUGGAUAUUAGCAAGAGUACUCAGAAAUCUCUGCUAAAGAGCUUACGUCUUAGACCAGAUGAAGUACGCCCUUUUAUGACCCCGAGGGAGAAUAGUUUUGUUAGCACAGGCAGCAACGGCAAGUAUUGAUGGACUCUUAUUCACUUAUGUACUCGUUAUUAUCAGAACAGUCCGGAUUUAUUGUGAUAUACUUUUUGGCAGUUUUGGGUCUCCACU
Molecule: messenger RNA, 2069 nt
Organism: Myxozyma melibiosi
Lineage: Eukaryota; Fungi; Ascomycota; Lipomycetes; Lipomycetales; Lipomycetaceae
Product: P-loop containing nucleoside triphosphate hydrolase protein
Exons: 1
Coding region: 135-1982 (615 amino acids)
Cellular component (GO): mitochondrion
Molecular function (GO): ATP binding; nucleic acid binding
Source: RefSeq, a predicted model, not a curated record